Molecule: messenger RNA, 1330 nt
Organism: Physcomitrium patens
Lineage: Eukaryota; Viridiplantae; Streptophyta; Bryopsida; Funariales; Funariaceae
Product: germin-like protein 9-3
Molecular function (GO): manganese ion binding
Source: RefSeq, a predicted model, not a curated record
UCCGUAACAGCGUUACCGAUGCCCAGACCUCGACAGUGGAAAUUAGUUUGGCCCGAGUCCUUCGCAAUGAGAACAGUCGGAUUUACAAUACACAGCUGCAGGAAGCAGAUGCUUAUGCGAAACUUUUCGGCAACAAUUUGCAGAGUCCUGAACAGUAGUCGAAUCGAUCCUAAGCUUACAGCAGACUGCUGGAUUUGUAGAAGAGUUUCCGUGUGCCAAGUUUAGAUCGAGCUGCUUUCCAAAAUACUUUCAAAGCUCCCUGACGAUAUUUCGACUGUUGAGUCCCAUAAAUUGGCUCCUUGGGCUACAGUUCAGUUUAUCUUGUCUGCGUCACCCCCCCUUCGCCAUCUACUUUGAACCCUUCAUCAGAAGCUUGAUGAAAAUGGCUCGUGUCAUGUUCGCCGCCGUUGUUACCCUGGCCUUACUGGUCGCUGCCCAGGCUUCGGACCCCGAGCUGACUUCCGACUUCUUCGUCGCGCCCGGCGUCGACAAGGCCACCCUCACAGGCGAUUACUUCACAUCCCAGGUGUUCCGCGACGGAGUCAACGUCGUCGCACCCGCCAAGAUUGGAGUGAAGAGGAUCACUUCCGACAGCUUUACCGUGCUCACUGGGUUGGGAGUUUCGUCCGCCAUGAUCAAGUACCUUCCAGGCGGGAUCAACCCUCACCACACCCACCCCAGAGGUACCGAAGUGCUCCUUGUUCUGGAGGGUGAGCUCAGCGUGGGACUCGUCGACACCACCAACAAGCUCUUCACCAAGACCCUCUACCAGGGCGACGUGUUCGUUUUCCCGAAGGGUUUGGUGCACUACCAGAUCAAUAUGAGCAGCAGGCCAGCGUGCGUAUACGUGGCCUUCAGCAGCUCCAACCCUGGCACUGUGUCCAUCCCUGUCACCUUGUUCGGAAGUGGCAUCCCUGACAAUGUGCACACUGCGGCGUUCAAGGUCAAUAACCAAGUGGUGGACAAACUUCAGGCCCCUUUCAACAAGUAAAGGAUGUCCAGAUUAGAGUUACGUAUGCAUUCAAUCGGUAGUUGUAAUUGAUGGUCUGGUCUUAGAGGAACCGACUGGUCUUCCAAAAGUAGCUGGAAGAGUUGAUUUUAAUAAUCUGAGGCAGUGAACACGGCUGGGCAGAUUGCUGUUCUGGCAAUCACGAGUGAUGACCAGUCUACUUCACGCUUCACCUGCCAUCACUGUGAAUUCUGGUUCUGACUAGGAGAAGCAAAGCAAGCUGAACCAUAUGGUGGACAUUUUUGUCCGAUUUGUGGGUGAGCAUUCAUUGUUGGGAUGGAAGUUGGGCAUACUUGAACCAGGUUUUUGGAAUUCAACGAA